CUUUUUUGGGGGGCCAAUCACAAAGCUGAAGGUGUGGCAUACGCUGUUCAUGAACAAAAUGGACUUUGUUCGUGGUGCAACUUGGUACGCUGUAUGUAUGCACAGUUGACUGCAGAAUUUAUCGUAGAUACUGCUACACGUACCAUUAUGUGUUGUGGCACAAAAUGCGCAUUGGUCAUGUUGGCACCGGUAGGCUAGGAAUAUACCCUUUCUGGACUCGCAAACUAAAGGCGUCUAGACUAUCAUCAUGUGAUCUGCUGAUAGAUGUCAUGUAGCCACUGUCAUCCAUCUUUGACAGUAGAUGUGCAGUCAUGAAUUCCAAGAUGUCCUGUACGACGUUGCCACGUCAAAGGCCACGGAUUACCUUCAUGGCAAUCAAUGCUGUGGGCAAGAAAUUAAAUCCUCGGUCUUCUUCGGAUUGGAGGCUUUUUGCUGCUUAUCUGGAUCCACAAAAAUUCACUGCUGAAUGGAUUGAUCACACAAAGUUUGAGUGUCUGCAACCAGACUUCUCACCAACCAAUAAAGUUCUGAAGGAAUGGCAGCAAGGACUGAGCGUAGAUCAAGACGUGCCUGUACACGUGCUAAUCAACACGUUGCAAGACUUGGAACCUUCGCGAAAAGACGUCGCGACUUUAAUCAGUGUAAUGAUGUCAGAGGGCACUUUCCUUGAUCCGGUAGCUCCAACAGACAGCCACAGAUGUCAUAGUGUCUCAUCCAGUCAGCAUUAUGAACAUGGUCCAGGUCCAUCUUGCUAUGAAAGGGACAAGGCGCACAGCCAAUCCAAAGGCCAUCCCUCCCCAGGGGAAUCAUCCUUUCACGGCUGGCAAGAUCAGAUGAGCGCCUCCGACAAUGGAAUCCCGCGUCUGCCACCGAGUCACAUUCCAGACACUACCAUGCAUUCUCAGUCUGUGUUCCAUCAGAGCAUCCCAAAUGGCACCCCAGGACCCCAAUCUGGACAAGAGCCACAGAACUUUAAUAGGAGUAAGUUGUCUCUAAACACGGAUGGAUCCGGUAGUUGCAAUGGGCUUCAGUCGGAUCCAAAUCCUCACUGGCUUCGACAGAAGAACAGGGAUCAUGACAGUGCCUUUUCAACUUGGCCACUACCUGGACACAGCAAAGUGUGGCGCCCCCGCCCUUUCAUGAAUGAUGGCACGCAGAUGAUGAUUUUUGACAUCGAGCAAUCUAAUCAAGAAGUGUGCCACGGAGAGCAAUUACACAGCCACAUUUCACCACUCAAUUCUCUCUCAGUGAAUUCAACCUCAGCAGGUGCAUCUCCUGUUCCAGUUCUGGACCCAAACCAAAAGAAGUGUUGGUUCAUUACCUACCCCUACAAAUCCUACAAAAAGGCAUUUGAUUUGGGCAUUGCGUUGAAGGAGCAAGGGCAAGAUGUCAUUGUAGACGAAAAGAUGGACUCUGCUUCCGAUGAACAGGAUGAACAAAGACAAGCCACUACGCGUAACCACUUCCAAAGGGCAACAUACAUCGUUGUCAUCUUCAACGAACACUAUAUUGAUGAGGUAUUUGGUCAAGUACAGUCAUCUUUAAACACAAGGUUCAUCUACCGCUUGAUGGAUCAAGAGUUCAGGCAGCGUGGGAAUAAUGCCCGUUUUGUUCCCAUCAUCGACCACAAGCGGAUCAGUAACAUCCCUCCGCUGUUCCAAAACACACCGCGUUACUCCCUGAACUUUGUCUUUAAGGCACUGCAGGAGUUCAACACUGCCAGGAUCAACCCCAGGAGGGGUAGAGAGGUCUCCAUAGAGAGAGUAGUGUAUACAAGUCACUGAUAUGACCGAUGAAUUAAACAUCUGGAUCAAUCUGUAUUAAGUAUCUGGCUGCAAUCAAAGCCACACGAACAGUAUGAGCUGUGGUUGUACAUGUUGUGCUCACAUGCCGUGGUACCUGGGUUCCCCCCCCCCACCCCCACAGGGAACAUGGUGCUUGUGUUGUUGGGCAAGACACUACAAUUGCCUCUCCACCCAGGAGUAUGAAUAUGUACCUGUGAAGGUAGAGACCAGAACGCGCUGAUCUCGAGCUGCUGCAAAAACUGGUCUCGUGGCCUAACGACCAGGGGUAAUAAUUGACCUAUCGCUGUUUUCGAGUUAGUCCUUAGACAACCCUACGGGAAUUUUGAACGUUAAAUUUUGUUUGCCUCAGAUUUUGCGCAUUCUGCGUUAAUUUGUAUCUCAUAUACGUAACUGGAUAAUAUUUCACAAGCUGCGUUGACGCAAUUCUAUCUUGAUACAUGUACAUGUAGGUCAAAUGGGAAGUGCUCUUUGAAACUUUUGGAUGAAGCGCUAUAUACAGAGUAUACCGUUAAGCAGCACAUGAUUGUCAACAGUAACCAACUCUUGACGCUCACAUAUCAACACUGCCCCUGGGGAAACGCAACAGAAAGACGGUUUAUAGCCCAAUAAUAGUGGUUUUGACAUGUUUGGGGUGAUGGGUACAAGUAUGUAUCUGUAUACAUGUAUAUUUUGUAAAAUCAGCAUAAACGCAUUAAAAAAAAACAGAUUGGGGAAAAAGAAAAAAGCAACUUAAUACUAGUUACUGUAUUUGUUAUUUUGAUUUUAAUCAGCUAUUUUACUAUUCAUUGGAAUGAUUUUGUUUGUAUAUUUUGGUACUUUCUGAGACCAAGCUAUAAAUAAAACCUCAUUGGUAACUAUUGGUUUGUAAUUUUUCCAUGUUUUAACCUGUAAAAAUAAUGUUGAUAUGUAUAAUUUUUUUUAAAUAAAUGAGCGAGCACAAUUUUUGAGUGUUACAUAUACAUAUAUAUGUACAUAUAUAUGUAAAUGUUUAUGAGACAGGUAAACAGAUCAAUUAUUAAGGAAUGUGAUUUUUUUCUAGUUACGGUCGCUGUUUCUGACAUGCCUCUUCACUUGUCCUUUGAAAAAAAUGAUUGAAUUUAUCCCUAAUUAUUCUGCGUGUUGUGGAAAAAUGGUAUCUAUUUGAUAUAUCAGAGAUUUAUAUUAGAUAUACACUGUACUACCCGCAUUUAGUGGACUUUUUCUUUGGAAGAUUUAUAUAAUAUUAGAUGUCUUUGAGGAAAUACAAGAAUAUAUUGCACAUGCGAUAGCGAGUGCAAUAUAUUUUUGUAUCCCAAGAAAACAAAAGCAUCUAAUAUUAUAAUUUACAUCAGGCUGACUUGAUCCGCUAAAAAUAACUUUCAGGACACCGUCUUUUUUUCUCAUAUUUUGUUUUUGUAAUUUUUUUUGCCGCUCGAAGCUGCCAUUGUGUUUAUGACAA
Messenger RNA from Patiria miniata (bat star), 3243 nucleotides. RefSeq lists its product as uncharacterized. Bases 312 to 1784 code for a protein of 490 amino acids. Lineage: Eukaryota; Metazoa; Echinodermata; Asteroidea; Valvatida; Asterinidae. The record is from RefSeq and is a predicted model, not a curated record. The transcript is spliced from 7 exons.